Messenger RNA from Galeopterus variegatus (Sunda flying lemur), 4022 nucleotides. It is a transcript of the gene CTNNB1, whose product is annotated as catenin (cadherin-associated protein), beta 1, 88kDa. The record is from RefSeq and is a predicted model, not a curated record. Gene Ontology annotation, cellular component: catenin complex; adherens junction. The coding region runs from base 603 to 2927 and encodes 774 amino acids. Lineage: Eukaryota; Metazoa; Chordata; Mammalia; Dermoptera; Cynocephalidae. Gene Ontology annotation, molecular function: alpha-catenin binding; transcription coactivator activity; protein phosphatase binding. Gene Ontology annotation, biological process: cell adhesion; positive regulation of transcription by RNA polymerase II. The transcript is spliced from 15 exons.
CUGUCCAAAGGGAUUCUAUGAAUUUUUUGGUGAGAAGUUAAAAAAGGAGGGGCUUUUUAAAAUUCACAGAGCAGUUGAUUUUUGAAUAGUGUUUCCCCCUCCCUGUCUUUCAUUAUUAGAGCUUUUAUGCAUUCUUAUCAACAUCCUGAAUACUGGUAAUUUAUAUUUCUACUAAAAAGAGGAGUUUGUUAAGGAGGAAUUUUCACGCAGAAGUUCAGCUAUGAUGGAGCUGCAGUUGCGGUGUCUGGAGGAGACCUUAUGGUUUCACUAUAUCAAAUGGUAAAAGAGUAUUUGGAGUUUUUGUAGGCAUAGUCUGUGACAUUUAGCAGGCAUCUCAGUGACUUAUGAGUAUUAAAAUGAAACUAGGUUUAAUUCCUAAUGACUCCUGAUUAACUUUUUUAGGGUAUCUGAAGUAUACCAUACAACUGUUUUGAAAAUCCUGCGUGGACAAUGGCUACUCAAGGCUACCUUUUGCUCCAUUUUCUGCUCACUCCUCCUAAUGGCUUGGUGAAAUAGCAAACAAGCCACCAGCAGGAAUCUAGUCUGGAUGACUGCUUCUGGAGCCUGCUGCAGUACCAUUUCUCCACUGAUUCACUGAUUUGAUGGAGUUGGACAUGGCCAUGGAGCCAGACAGAAAAGCAGCUGUUAGUCACUGGCAGCAACAGUCUUACCUUGACUCUGGAAUCCAUUCUGGUGCCACUACCACAGCACCUUCUCUGAGUGGUAAAGGCAAUCCUGAGGAAGAGGAUGUGGAUACCUCCCAAGUCCUGUAUGAGUGGGAACAGGGGUUUUCUCAGUCUUUCACUCAAGAACAAGUGGCUGAUAUUGAUGGACAGUAUGCGAUGACUCGAGCUCAGAGAGUACGAGCUGCUAUGUUCCCUGAGACGUUAGAUGAGGGUAUGCAGAUCCCCUCUACACAGUUUGAUGCUGCUCAUCCCACUAAUGUCCAGCGUUUGGCUGAACCAUCACAGAUGCUGAAACAUGCAGUUGUAAACUUGAUUAACUAUCAAGAUGAUGCAGAACUUGCCACACGUGCAAUCCCUGAGCUGACAAAACUACUAAAUGAUGAGGACCAGGUGGUGGUUAAUAAGGCUGCAGUUAUGGUCCAUCAGCUUUCUAAAAAGGAAGCUUCCAGACACGCCAUCAUGCGCUCUCCUCAGAUGGUGUCUGCUAUUGUACGUACCAUGCAGAAUACAAAUGAUGUGGAAACAGCUCGUUGUACUGCUGGGACCUUGCACAACCUUUCCCAUCAUCGUGAGGGCUUGUUGGCCAUCUUUAAGUCUGGAGGGAUUCCUGCCCUGGUGAAAAUGCUUGGUUCACCAGUGGAUUCUGUAUUGUUUUAUGCCAUCACAACUCUCCAUAACCUUUUAUUACAUCAAGAAGGAGCUAAAAUGGCAGUGCGUUUAGCUGGUGGGCUGCAGAAAAUGGUUGCCUUGCUCAACAAAACAAAUGUUAAAUUUUUGGCUAUUACAACAGACUGCCUUCAGAUUUUAGCUUAUGGCAAUCAAGAAAGCAAGCUGAUCAUUCUGGCUAGUGGUGGACCACAAGCUUUAGUAAAUAUAAUGAGGACCUACACUUAUGAGAAACUACUGUGGACCACAAGCAGAGUAUUGAAGGUGCUAUCUGUCUGCUCUAGUAAUAAGCCGGCUAUUGUAGAAGCUGGUGGAAUGCAAGCUUUAGGACUUCACCUGACAGAUCCAAGUCAGCGUCUCGUUCAGAACUGUCUUUGGACUCUUAGGAAUCUUUCAGAUGCUGCCACUAAACAGGAAGGGAUGGAAGGUCUUCUUGGGACUCUUGUUCAGCUUCUGGGUUCAGAUGAUAUAAAUGUGGUCACCUGUGCAGCUGGAAUUCUUUCUAACCUCACUUGCAAUAAUUAUAAGAACAAAAUGAUGGUGUGCCAAGUGGGUGGUAUAGAGGCUCUUGUGCGUACUGUCCUUCGUGCUGGUGACAGGGAGGACAUUACUGAGCCUGCCAUCUGUGCUCUUCGUCAUCUGACCAGCCGACACCAGGAAGCAGAGAUGGCCCAGAAUGCUGUUCGCCUUCACUAUGGACUACCAGUUGUGGUUAAACUCCUACACCCACCAUCCCAUUGGCCUCUGAUAAAGGCUACCGUUGGACUGAUUCGAAAUCUAGCCCUUUGUCCAGCAAAUCACGCACCUUUACGUGAGCAGGGUGCCAUUCCACGACUAGUUCAGUUGCUAGUUCGUGCACAUCAGGAUACCCAGCGCCGUACAUCAAUGGGUGGAACACAGCAGCAGUUUGUGGAGGGGGUCCGUAUGGAAGAAAUAGUUGAAGGUUGUACUGGAGCCCUUCACAUCCUAGCUCGGGAUGUUCACAACCGAAUCGUAAUCAGAGGACUAAAUACCAUUCCAUUGUUUGUGCAGCUGCUUUAUUCUCCCAUUGAAAAUAUCCAAAGAGUAGCUGCAGGGGUCCUCUGUGAACUUGCUCAGGACAAGGAGGCUGCAGAAGCUAUUGAAGCUGAGGGAGCCACAGCUCCUCUGACAGAGUUACUUCACUCUAGGAAUGAAGGUGUGGCAACAUAUGCAGCUGCAGUUUUGUUCCGAAUGUCUGAGGACAAACCACAAGAUUACAAGAAACGGCUUUCAGUUGAGCUGACCAGUUCUCUCUUCAGAACAGAGCCAAUGGCUUGGAAUGAGACUGCUGAUCUUGGACUUGAUAUUGGUGCCCAGGGAGAACCCCUUGGAUAUCGUCAGGAUGAUCCCAGCUAUCGUUCUUUUCACUCUGGUGGAUAUGGCCAGGAUGCCUUGGGUAUGGACCCCAUGAUGGAGCAUGAGAUGGGUGGCCAUCACCCUGGUGCUGACUAUCCAGUUGAUGGGCUGCCAGAUCUGGGGCAUGCUCAGGACCUCAUGGAUGGGCUGCCUCCAGGUGAUAGUAAUCAGCUGGCCUGGUUUGAUACUGACCUGUAAAUCAUCUUUUAGGUAAGAAGUUAAAGAAAGCCAGUUUGGGUAAAAUACUUUUACUCUGCCUACAGAACUUCAGAAAGACUUGGUUGGUAGGGUGGGAGUGGUUUAGGCCUAUUUGUAAAUCUGCCACAAAAACAGGUAUAUACUUUGAAAGGAGAUGUCUUGGAACAUUUGAGUGUUCUCAGAUUUCUGGUUGUUACGUGAUCAUGUGUGGAAGUUAUUAACUUUAAUGUUUUUUGCCACAGCUUUUGCAACUUAAUACUCAAAUGAGUAACAUUUGCUGUUUUAAACAUUAAUAGCAGCCUUUCUCUCUUUAUACAGCUGUAUUGUCUGAACUUGCAUUGUGAUUGGCCUGUAGAGUUGCUGAGAGGGCUCGAGGGGUGGGCUGGUAUCUCAGAAAGUGCCUGACACACUAACCAAGCUGAGUUUCCUAUGGGAACAAUUGAAGUAAACUUUUUGUUCUGGUCCUUUUUGGUCGAGGAGUAACAAUACAAAUGGAUUUUGGGAGUGACUCAAGAAGUGAAGAAUGCACAAGAAUGGAUCACAAGAUGGAAUUUAUCAAACCCUAGCCUUGCUUGUUAAAAAAAAAUUUUUUUUUUAAUAUCUGUAAUGGUACUGACUUUGCUUGCUUUGAAGUAGCUCUUUAAUUUUUUUUUUCUUUUUUGCAGUAACUGUUAGUUUUUUAAGUCUCUUGUAGUGUUAAGUUAUAGUGAAUACUGCUACAGCGAUUUCUAAUUUUUAAGAAUUGAGUAAUGGUGUAGAACACUAAUUCAUAAUCACUCUAUUGUAAUCUGAAUAAAGUGUAACAUUGUGUAGCCUUUUUGUAUAAAAUAGACAAAUAGAAAUGGUCCAAUUAGUUUCCUUUUUAAUAUGCUUAAAAUAAGCAGGUGGAUCUAUUUCAUGUUUUUGAUCAAAAACUUUUAUUUGGGAUAUGUAUGGGUAGGGUAAAUCAGUAAGAGGUGUUAUUUGGAACCUUGUUUUGGACAGUUUACCUGUUGCCUUUUAUCCCAAAGUUGUUGUAACCUGCUGUGAUACAAUGCUUCAAGAGAAAAAUGCGGUUAUAAAAAUGGUUCAGAAUUAAACUUUUAAUUCAUUCGA